AUGCGAUCAACCGAGUUAUCGCCAAGAUUUCAAUUGGCAUUCCGGAGAUGCUUAUUCUACACAUUCGCACUCGUAAUAUGGUUGUUCUUGGGAAUGAUUCUCUUCCCAACAGUGGCAACUGUAAAUAAACGAGUAGAUGACAACGAAGCAAGUUUAUUCCGUCUCGACGCAAAACGAUCAGAUUUGUUAAAUGUCCUUUGGGCAGAGACCAUUACAAAUGGAGAAGAUGACUGGUCGGAAUUGGCGGAUCAAAAACUAGAACUAUACGAAAAGGCUUUACUUCAACACUAUGGAAUAGAUCUUGAUAAAAAUGAUAAAACGUUUGCUGCGGGACUUCAAAAAUCAUUUGCAAUUUCAACAACCAUUGGACCGUUGGAUAUUGAUGAUUUCACUACUGUUGGAAAAUUCAUUGCGGUGCUUUAUGCCUUAAUCGGAACCCCUUUAUUUCUGACCGUAAUUGGUCAACUAGGUAAGAUGGUUACCUCACUUUGGCAGGGGUCCACGCUAUGGCUCGUCACAGUUAUCUAUAUUUUCAUCUCGGCAAUUAUUUAUGACAUUGUAGAAGGAGGAACAGAUGAUGUGCCUUUCAUUGAAGCGAUUUUCUCGAUUUUCCUUCAAUUUACAACUGUUGGAGAGGUUGACAACGAAUUCCAUGGAGUCUUGCCGUAUUGCAUCGUUGUUCUCGGACUUGCUCUUAUCACUGCCCUCUACCAGGAAAUGCAACAAAAGAUCGAACGCUUCAUUCAUCCGUUUGAGUUCUCUUUCAAUAAAUUUUGUGGAACAAUUGAAAGAUGGAUUGGUGAGAAGGAAGAAAAGAAAAUGUCAAUAACAAAUAGGAUAGAAGAAGAGAACGAGGAAGAGCUCAGCGAUUAUGACGACUGA
Molecule: messenger RNA, 882 nt
Organism: Caenorhabditis bovis
Lineage: Eukaryota; Metazoa; Nematoda; Chromadorea; Rhabditida; Rhabditidae
Source: the annotation of a GenBank genome assembly